Molecule: messenger RNA, 219 nt
Organism: Mixia osmundae IAM 14324
Lineage: Eukaryota; Fungi; Basidiomycota; Mixiomycetes; Mixiales; Mixiaceae
Exons: 1
Coding region: 1-219 (72 amino acids)
Source: RefSeq, a predicted model, not a curated record
AUGGGAACCUCUCUUGAGGAGAGUCACACAGAGGGUAUAAUCGGACUAGUUCGACAGACAGGUGACAGUGGCGCGGCUUGCGUACUUAUUUGGUUCAGAUUGCGUUGGAGAGAGGUAGGAAGCGGCUACUGGUACCGGCUGUCGAGUUGGAGCUUUGGUUGGCGCCUCCUGUGGCGUUACGUGCCAGAGAAGGAGGCGAGAUGGGUCCGAUCGGAUUGA